AUGAAGUUGGAUAUUUCUUGCUUUAGUUUUUUAUCUCGAAAUGAGUACAGAGUACUUACAGCGAUUGAGAUGGGUAUGAGGAACCAUGAGUAUUUAUCUGUAUCAUUAAUAUCAUCAAUAGCAAAUUUAAGAAAGGAAGGAAUUGUUAGUGUUUUAAAGAAAUUAUUAAAAAAUAAAUUGAUUAGUCAUCAGAAUAAGAAAUAUGAUGGGUAUAAAUUAACAUAUUUAGGAUAUGAUUUUUUGGCUUUAAGAACAUUUUUAAAAAGAGGUAUAUUAAAAAGUAUAGGUAAUCAAAUUGGUGUUGGUAAAGAAUCUGAUAUAUAUAUAUGUAAAGAUGUGAAUGAUAAUUUGUUAUGUUUAAAAAUACAUAGAUUAGGACGUAUAUCAUUUCGAACGAUUAAAAAUAAUAGAGAUUAUUAUGGUAAAAAAUGUUUUAGAAAUUGGUUAUAUCUAUCAAGAAUAGCAGCAACAAAAGAAUAUGCAUAUCUAAAAGCAUUAUAUGAAAAUAAAUUCCCAGUACCUAAGCCACAUGAUAUAAAUAGACAUAUGAUAAUUAUGUCUUAUAUAAAUGGAUAUCCACUAUCACAUGUGAAAUUAAAUAAUCCUUAUAAAGUAAUCGAUAUAUUAUUUAAUAUUCUUGUGAAAUUUGCUAAAGCAGAUAUUAUACAUGGAGAUUAUAACGAAUUUAAUAUAUUAAUUGAUGAUGAUGAAAAUGUAACUAUUAUUGAUUUUCCUCAGAUAGUUUCUUUAGGACAUGCUAAUGCAAAAAUGUAUUUUGAAAGAGAUAUAAAAUGUGUUAUUAAUCACUUUUUUAAAAAAUAUAAAAUAAAAAUUGAAGAAUAUCCAUUAUAUGAAGAUGUGGUCUUAUUAAAUAAAGACAAAUUAAAUAUUGAUCAAAACGAUGUUACAAAUCAGGAUGAUAAUUUAUUACUUGAGGUUUUACAAAAUGAUAAAUUAAAUUAUAGUUCAGAUGCUACGAAUAAUUUGGAUGAACCACAUGAACAACACAUCGAUGCAUCCUUAGAAAAAGAGGAAACCUUGGAUGAAUAUAAUGAGAGCACACAUAUGUUUGAAUUACAUAUGUGUAUGGAUAAUCAAAAUAAAUAUGACAAGGAUGAUAUAAAAAUGAAUAGGGGCAACAUAAAUGAUAAUUGUGAUAGUGGAGGGGGUAACAUGAAAAAUGAGGAAGAAACAAAUGGGGGUAGUGUCAUAUAUGAAAAGAGGGAAGACACAAAUGGGGGUACUUCCAUUUUUGAGAAAGAAGGAGAUAAAAGGAAUGAUAGUAUUUUAUUUGAAAAAGAAGGAGAUAAAAGGAAAGAUAGUAUUUUAUUUGAAAAAGAAGGAGAUAAAAGGAAAGAUGGUAUUUUAUUUGAGAAAGAAGGAGAUAAAAGGAAUGAUAGUAUUUUAUUUGAAAAAGAAGGAGAUAAAAGGAAAGAUGGUAUUUUUUUUGAGAAAGAAGAAGAUACCCUUGAACAUAUUUUAAUGGAUAAUAAUUAUGAAGAAAAAAAAAAAAGACAAAAAGAAGAAUAUAUUAAAAAGAUGGAAAGUAUUUCUAUAAAACAAAGUGAUAAUAAUAAUAAUAAUAAUAAUAACAGACGAUAUGACAAAUGUGGUGAUAAUUCAUUAUCAUGUGAUGAAAUAGAAAGUGAUAAUUCGAGUGAAAUGAACAAUAAUGAUGACACAGAUUUUUCGAGCUCUUCAUCAGAUGAAAAUUCGUUAGAUCAUGAAACAAAAAAAUUGUCAGACACGUGGAAACCACAUUUAAGAAAAUAUACCAAGGAAUAUGUAAAAAAUAAGUUGAAAUAUAUGUAUAGAAAAAAAAAAAGUAAGGAAAAAUUUAAGGAAAAUUUAAAAACAAAAAAUAAAAAAAAAGUUAUGGAGAAAAUUAAAAAUUACUUAUAA
Messenger RNA from Plasmodium gaboni, 1902 nucleotides. RefSeq names its product serine/threonine protein kinase RIO2. The coding region runs from base 1 to 1902 and encodes 633 amino acids. The transcript has a single exon. Gene Ontology annotation, biological process: protein phosphorylation; maturation of SSU-rRNA. The record is from RefSeq and is a predicted model, not a curated record. NCBI's taxonomy places the organism in Eukaryota, Apicomplexa, Aconoidasida, Haemosporida, Plasmodiidae. Gene Ontology annotation, cellular component: nucleus; cytosol; preribosome, small subunit precursor. Gene Ontology annotation, molecular function: ATP binding; protein serine/threonine kinase activity.